Messenger RNA from Coniophora puteana RWD-64-598 SS2, 246 nucleotides. RefSeq lists its product as uncharacterized. The record is from RefSeq and is a predicted model, not a curated record. The transcript is spliced from 2 exons. Lineage: Eukaryota; Fungi; Basidiomycota; Agaricomycetes; Boletales; Coniophoraceae. Bases 1 to 246 code for a protein of 81 amino acids.
AUGCCCGCGGGCGGAUCUCACUUGCGAAGGCUUAUGAGCUCGACAGCACGGCGGAGUCGGGUCGAUGAAGCCUGGAGUGCGACCAAGGGUUCUUGGAGAAGGACGACCAAUUUCCCGCUCUUCUUCACAAACGAGUGGCGUGAGGAGCGGUGCGAUCUUCGCGAGAAAAUCAGAAAAAGCAAGGCGAAGAAGAAAGCGCUGAAAGCUGCCUCCAAGAGGAAGGAGGCGAUGAAAGGCUAUUUUUAG